UCCAUUAGGGGGAUACUGAGUUGUCCCUGAUUCACCAAGCAACUUACCUAUACUGAUACGAAUGUGCGCCACACAUCCAAUGCUGCAGCGGAUCAUGGUCGGACCGAGCGGUACUGCGGGGCUGUCUGCGAAAUGUCAGUGAACAGACAGUAGGAAAGCAGGAAAGGGUAUUGUCAUACAGUGCAGUGUGUGCUUGGCUGGCUCGAGACCAAGUUUUGACAGUUAUCUACCGCUAACAUACAUUCGGAUUUAUUGAUUAUUUAUUAGCGGAGCAGAACACAAAGUGCAAAUGUCUCCUUUUUGGGAGGAAAUCAUUUUCAAGCUGGUCAGCGGAAUUGGCGUUUGUUAUCAGAAGACGUACCAUACUAACGGGGUGUCUUAUCAGCGGUGAUAUCACCAUAAUCAGUUUUGAUUGGCGUUCUGUCGAGUGGCGGAAUGAGAAAUUCCGGUUCAAAUGUUGAUAUUUUUUUACAGCGCUUAAGAUAGCUGGAAGAGCCGCAGUGAAAUACCUAGUGAGUGAGUGAUUUUGUUGUGGAAUAGAGUGCAGAAUAUCAAAAACAAAUCUUGACGUAGUUAAAUGAAUCUUGUUACGGUGACACAGCAUACUAGUGAAUAAAUGAGCAGAAACAUGAAACGACAGCUGGAGAAGUUCAAGGAGGAGAUCAAAUCUAAUUUAACAAGGUCUAGUAAAGCGGAGAAGAAUGCGGACGGUUUACAGGAAGUGGAACGCGAGGUCGACCGGUACAAGGACAUUCUGCAGAAUUUAAAUAAGCGGAUAGCGAGCACGGUUUCGGCCGGACAACCGCAGGAUGUCGCAGCCAAGGAGAAACGGGUACGCAAAGUGGCUGAAUUCCAACUCGGCCAGCUGAUGGAGGAUUCUGUUAAAGACUUACCUGCAGGACUACUGCGCGAUGUGUUGGACAGAUGCGCGCGUCUGGAAAAGACAGUCGCCUCGGAAAUAAUCAACAACGAGAUGAAUGUGGAGAACUCGGUUAGUAAAAACCUGAACGACAUCAUCGAGCGGCAUCUUGCCACCAUCCAGAAGCAGAAGCGAGUUGUUGGGAAGUGCUCGCAGGAGUACGAGGCGGCCAAGCAGAAGUAUGAUACGGCUCAGCGAAGUAGUGAUCAGCUCGGUAAUCAGACCAAGCUAACCCAGCUAAAGGGUGACCAGGAGGAUUUGCACAGCAAACUGGAAAAGGAAAGGGAUCUGUACGAAUCGUACAUGUACGAACUGCUGGCAGAGGAAGAGAACAUCGCGAACUACGUCAAGGAGUACGUGAAACACCAGGAAUUGUACUAUACCUCGGCUCUGCGAGAAAUCCAGAGCACCAUCACCAGUAUGGAUGGGUUAUUUCGGCGGAACAACAAACAAAUCUUCCAUACGCCCCUACGGGAACAUUUGAAGGCAACAGAUCGCAAGAUCGCCUUUGUCAUCGAGCUGUGCGUUUGUUGUCUGUUGGAGAAAGGUCUUUACGAGGAAGGUCUUCUGAGGGUUGGUUGCGCAUCUUCCAAACUGCGACGGAUGAUUUCCGCCAUCAAUGCUAACUACGUGACGCCUCCGCUGGCGGAUAAGUACGCCGAUCCGCACGUGACGGCCAGUGUGCUCAAAAAAUACCUGCGCAGCCUGCCCGAUCCGCUGUUGACGUUCGAGUUCUAUCAGGACUUUGUGAUCGCCGCGCAGAAACCGAACGAAACGCAACGAAAGGCGGCAAUCCUAAACAUCAUAAACCAGCUCCCGAAGGAGAACUACGAUAAUCUGCGAUACCUCACCAAGUUCCUGUCAUAUCUUUCGGAGAAAAAUCAGGAGAACAAGAUGUCUCCGCAGAAUAUUGCGAUUGUGAUGUCACCUAACUUGCUGUGGUCCCCGAACGAGAACGAAAACUAUAUCGAUCAAGUUAACAGUACGGCAACGGUUAACACGAUCGUUGAGGCGUUAAUCACUGACUGGGGGUUCUUCUUCGAUGGGGAUGUAAAUUUUUAUGUUAGUAUGAGUAGAGAUGCUCUGUUUCCGGACAAUGGAGGAUUCCCGGUGGAUAAAGAUCACCCUGUGAGGGCACCCAACUAUGAUUACAUGUCAAGAUCGAUGAUAGAUACUACUCAGGAUGAGAUACGGUAUAUCAACAGUGGGGGAGGAGGAAGCAGCGGGGGUGGAGGAUCAAGUGGAAACAAUUCGCAGAAACCUUCGACGUCACAUUCCCGCAGCAGCAGUCACGAUACUAGUCUAAUUCUAAUCAGCAGCAAUGAUCAGCUCAACAAGCACCGAAGUCAGUCGAACAGUUCCCUUUCGGAUCAUUCCAGUCCGCCACACGAUAGCAGUCCCAAGCCUACGGUUCGAAGAAAGCACAACAAGCAAGCGGCCCCCACUCCGCCUGAUAGUCAUCACAAAAGUUCGGCCACCGCUAGCAGUAAUCAAAACUCACGAGAGCACAACUCGUCCAAGACGCAAUCUAACGCGGCUACUUAUUUCAAGCAAUUAAACAACAAUAAUAGCAACAGUAAUAGCAGCAGCAGCAACAACAACGGACUAGGGCGCGGGCGUAAUGACGAUGGUUUCCAAUCGUUACAGCAUCACGCGUACAAACAGGCCCAAAAGGAUUAUGCAAGCGAUCGACAACCGAUGAUGGCGCGUGCCGAAAGCCACGACGAUCUGCUGAAGCUCAAGUCUGGUUCCGUGGCAGACAAAAUUCCUCCACCACGACCGGCUGCAGUCAGUAUCGGCGAAACGCAAACGCUGAACCGCGUCAAAGGAAUGCACGACCUGCACUACCAAAACAGCAAAUUACCAAAUGCUCCCAAUUGUGAUAGUACUAGCAGUAUAGGUAAUAAGGAAAAUAAGGAAAACCACAAUCGACAAGUGUGUCCACUUCCGGUCAAACCGGUGGCACUGCCGAGAACAACGCUAGUGACAGCAAAGACACCAACGGGACCCGGACCGAACGGACACAGUACCGAUGACGACAGUGGUUUCAUGUCGACAACGGUAGUUCGCGAAAAACCGGUUAUCCCGGAACGGCCUGCUAUUCUGCUGAGGCCUCAAAGUUUUAAAGGUUCUAUUCCGGAGAUAUCCAAAGUUAGUGAGGGCACUAAUACAAUGAUUAGUUCUACCAACUCGUUGAAAAAGGCACAAAGUUUCCGCGGGGAAACGAGUAGCGGGGUAGGCAAAGAAACCGGUUCGACUAUACUGGAGCGGACACAAAUGUACAACAUCGACAAGCAGCAGGUUGCGAUCAUUGAUGUUGCGGAUAAGCACUCUUCGGGAGAGGAGAAAGCGAAAAAAGACAAACCCGUUUCAGCCGGCCUGGCGCCGGUUGUGAUUGUUCCGGAGGGUAUUCCUCCUUUAGCGAUGAUGGAAUCGACGGGAUCGCUGGGAAGUGAUUUUCAAUCGCCCACCAAUUCGGCGAGUCCCGGGGAGGCAAUAGGUGAAGUAGGAGGCGAUGCAACAGUAGUGAGUAAUAAUGCAGCGUAUGUGCCCAGUUCUGCUGCCACUGCUGCUGGUACAACUACUAGUCUUCAGCACGUGCCCCAAUCGCCACGUGGCUUCGAUCAGGCCAAAAUUAAGCGGCCGCAGGUUCCUGCACCCCCUCCGCCGGUUGGGCGACCAAAAUCGUCCGACUCGACGGAUUUAUAACAGUGUGAGCUAUUGAUUUAAUCGUCAGAGAAGGAAGUAUUUAUGAAGACUAGGCAGGAAAAACUAGAUGCUGAACAAGGGACGUGCCUGGGGUGUGGGGAAGGCAAAGUGCUGUGGUCGUUUCUGGAAUGUCAGUUCGGAACUUAUGAAACAUGCAUUAGAGUAGACCCGUGUGCAGUCUAUUCUUAUUAAAUUCUUGUGCAUUUAUUCUGCAAAAAAUUAACAUACUAUUUUUAGAACAGUAGCCUAUACACAAUUUUCGAUCACUUGUGAAGACGAGUUCAACUAUUAUUUCAUAUUACUACAUAAUGUUCAUCAUUUAACAGAAAACGCAUUUCCAAUCUCAAAAGGUAAAGCAAAUGCUAUUUUUGUCUCGACCUUCUAAGAUUUUAAUGGAACUGCCGAUACAUAAAAUUAUACUGAGAUUUCUCCAUAACAACUCUGAAAAUGACGUAUUAUUAUCUAACUUUGAAAAAUAUAUGCCAUAAAAAAACAUUAAUCAAUGAUUAAUGACGUUAAAUUAUAGUUGGUCGUAAUUGAAAGUUUCUAAAGAAAAAAAUAAUUUGAAAAAAAUAUUGACAAUUCCAAAAUGCAAAUUAAUCCAAACAUCACUGUUAUUUUGUAUUUCUUUUUAUUAAAAGAAAUAUUAAAAUGUAUCUUUGCUUCUAAAAAGAUUUUAAAAAUAAAUGAUGAACGUUUGAUCAGAUUUAUUUAUAGAAUCAAUCAGUGUGGAACGGUAUGUUACUUUAUUCAAUACUAUCUUUUUCUUUUUAUUUUUUUAAGAAAACAGUUCAAACAAACCGCACUGUGUUCUUAUGCAUUUGACGUACUAGCUGUAAAUUCCACUUAUUGGCAUUUAAUUUUCCAAAGGACGGAAACCAAUUUCGAAUGUCCUUUCAAGCAUCAAAAAUAUCCUGUGGGCAGUUUGACGGGUCAAUCGCUAAAUCAUAGCCAACCAUUUUCGAAGCCUUGUAAAAAAAUAACGCUACUCAACCGGCAUCCAGAGGCGACCACAUGACGCAGGCUGCACCUUUUUCACACCACAAACCGUUCGUAACUCGCAUCACGCUUGAAACAAGUCAAAUAGGUUUUAAUUAAUUUUUAUUUUUUUAGCGUACUUCUGAAACCGCCGCGAUACUUUCAAUUUUGCUUUUAUUCGGUCAGUACCAGGAGUGAUCCGAUUGAGCUGACAUAGAACCCGCAUACAUUCUGAAUGAACUGUAUUUGAACACAAAGUUAUUUUACGUUCUAUUUAAAUAAGAAAACGUACAGUUUGCUCACGGGGCAACUGUGACAAAAAUGGAAUUGUUUUGUAGCCAAUACAUACUGUUGUAAGAGUUCGACACGAGAAGAACUGAUUUCGACUGGAGUGUAGGUUUGUUCGUGCUUGAGUAAAAGGUCUAGGGCGCAUCAUUCGGUAUGUUUUCCAUGACAAUUGCGAAGAAAGUGCUCAAAACAGAUAACAGAAUGCCAUUCACAUCCCUCACUUGUUCUUUCAAUGUUUGUUAGGAUUUAAAUUUAAAAACAAAUAUCAGUGUUACCUCGUCGUUGAUUCUUCCCUUUUCAAUACUUACAAAUCAUUGCAAAAGUUUGUCACUAAGCGACUACUUGGCUGCUUCGGAAAAGUUUUUUGAGCCCAAAGAUGAAUCCGCACAAAAUCAAAUGUCACUCAGACAAAUUGAUUAGUAAAUUAGGUAAUUGAUGCUUUGCAAACAAACUUACUAUUAAAUAUAAACCAUUGCUUAUGUCAUGCUCUUGCGGUGCUAAUCAACAUUUUAUCAAAACCAUCUUUCACUUAGCGCCAAGUGGUUGAUUAUGCAAUCCAUCUAGCUAAUCAAUAAUCAAUCAAUCACAUUUUAAGUACAACUAUUAUAUUUUAAUCAUUAAAACAACGCAUAUUCAACAUUGUAAGUAUACAGUUUGCUUUUGCCUUGCUCCAAAACGUUUUACACUAAACAUGAUUUAGGCCGUUGCCCUGCGAACGCUGUUUUUUGUAGAUAAUCAAAACCAUCAAUUUAAACUACACCCAAACCCAAAGGUUACGCUAAUUAAACAAAAUCUAAUGACGAUCUCAUAUCAAAAGCGCAAUCAUUAUAUUACAAUCGGCCGUUGUGUUGGACACUCGCGUCGGCUGGACAACACGUACGCAGCGCGUCUACACAUACGCUUCUGGAAUAUGGGUACGUGCACACGAGGUGCAAGCACAGAUGCAUUUAUUAUAUUUUUUGAUCAUAAAUUUUAAUUACUAUCGCGGUAACGGGCAAGAAAAUUAGCACAUUUUGCUAAAAGCAUCGCUACGGCAAUCAGCGAAAGUUAAGCGCCACCGACACGGACGUUACUCCAAAUUUGCCCCGAUAGGAUGUGCCUCAUGUGUGGUGGAAGUUGUGUUAUCCAAUUUCGAGAAUCGUGAUAACUGUAGCGAGCAGUUUUAUUAUAUGAAAAAGUGUGAAAUGGAAUUCACAAUGACAUUGUAAUUGCUUAAAAAGCAGGAAAAGUAAAAAGUUUUGAGUGCUGCUGAAAGCUAUGCUAACAGAGACACCCUACACUGCACUGUAUGUAUACCGCAUCCUGUCAAGCGACUUCCCACUCGCGAUAAAUCUUCCAUAGACGCGCGUUGCCUGAUUAUCUUGCUAAAACGAAAUAACUACUGCUGUUGUUAAAACUAGCCGUUCGAGGGAAAUUUCCACGAAAGUUGGAACAAUAUUUCUAUAUAAUAUAUAAUAUAUAAUAUGUCAAUAUAAUUGGAUUAUUUUGUGUAGCAAAACGGUCCGAACAUCACGACGCAACGACAUCCGUUUAGUGCUAGCUUUGCGCCAUGAUUAAUUUCUCCCAGCUUCAUCGCGAUGAUGCCACUAGUGCAAUAUUUUACAUUUUUAAUCAUCACUUUGCAUAGAUAUUAAAGUACGGUCUGCGGAGCGGGCAGGUGCGUAAAACGCGGCAAAUAUAAUAAUUCAUCAUCAGAAUUUUAAUUGCUUCAAAUGUGCGGAAAUGCGCUGGGAAAACUGUGCUAAACCCAAAUGGCAAACGUAACAGUUCGUCGACUUUCUAUUAAAUGCAAUCACACACAUACACACAGCAGUUGGUCCCGUUCGUCAGGUGUGCAAAUAAUAGACGUUGUAUUUAUACAGUUUACGAGAGCAAUCAGCGAAUAUAGAAAGUGGUACCAUGAAAUGUAACAGGUCAAUGAGUGCAACUAUCGCUAUUGCAAAUAUUAUUUUAUGUAUAGGUAAUUUCGUUCGAAAGUACAUAAAUCAAAAUCAGAAGCAUGGAAAAGCAACAAACAAAGCUACCGGCAGUGAUGCGAAAGAGAAUGCAAAAACAGUAUGUAACAUUUUAUAAUUACGGUAAUUAAACAUGUUGAUUUUUAUUAUGAUCCCAUAUUAAUCAAAAAGUCAAA
Molecule: messenger RNA, 7025 nt
Organism: Wyeomyia smithii (pitcher-plant mosquito)
Lineage: Eukaryota; Metazoa; Arthropoda; Insecta; Diptera; Culicidae
Product: rho GTPase-activating protein 44-like
Exons: 7
Coding region: 617-3628 (1003 amino acids)
Biological process (GO): regulation of Rac protein signal transduction; signal transduction; positive regulation of GTPase activity
Cellular component (GO): intracellular anatomical structure
Molecular function (GO): GTPase activator activity
Source: RefSeq, a predicted model, not a curated record